AUGUGUAGAUACUCUAAUUCCAGAAAUAAUGUCUUUGAAACCCUAUUUAAUUCUCCUAAUCCUCCUCGCCCAGACUCAUCUCGCCGCCAAUGGAGAGUCACCCCGCUUCGAGAUCUUCUCCCCCUUCGACUCCCUCCUCCCGCCGCUUGCACCGUCCACUGUCUGAACCAUCCGCCGCCAGAUUUGCCGCCGAAUUUACAGUCUGAGAUGAAUCUGAAUUACUCCGGCGAAAAGUUCCAGCGGGACCUUCGUUCACCUCCGGCAACGGCACCUUUACAUUUGACGGCAGAUGAGUGUGCGUGCGACGAAAGAGGCGCGUGGAAAACGAACCGCCGCAUUGUGCGGAAUUGGAUUCGCCGCCAUGGUUAA
Messenger RNA from Striga asiatica, 369 nucleotides. Lineage: Eukaryota; Viridiplantae; Streptophyta; Magnoliopsida; Lamiales; Orobanchaceae. The record is from the annotation of a GenBank genome assembly.